Molecule: messenger RNA, 999 nt
Organism: Dicrocoelium dendriticum
Lineage: Eukaryota; Metazoa; Platyhelminthes; Trematoda; Plagiorchiida; Dicrocoeliidae
Source: the annotation of a GenBank genome assembly
AUCGCUGCUUAAAGAUGGAACUACUGAAUGGGCGAAUUGGAUUGUAGGAAGCCAUAUGAAUGUCACGGAUGAGCGCGACGUAUUUAAUAUGGAACCGACAAAAACCGAUAUCAGAUGCAUCCCUUCACGACCUCCGUAUUGUCGGUCAUCCGGAGUUGGACUGCUUGUGUCGCCGAUUGAUGCCGUGCGCCAUUUUCGUAAUAGCGUCUGACUUCAGUUUAACGUAUCCGCUUGUGGUUCUCAGUAGCAUGCGGCUGUUUUCAGCGUUCGUCGACUGCAGACGGCGAACCAAGACGGCCGUACGUGCACAUGCAAAACUAAAGACGGAUUUGGACUUCCAUGCAGACACCUGCUGCAGUUCGCACAGCUUAACAACGUGGAUGUCAACGAACUGCCGGUCAGCAGACGGUAUACGAGAGCGAAUAAUGGGGCACUUGCCGUUUCAAUCGCGCCGUUGUACGCGUCAAUAAUUGGAAGGCAAGAACCGAACGCCAUUUUGGAUAUGGCGUUGAACGACCUACUUGCACUGUAUCAGCAAUUGCAGCCAGCACACCUCGCUUUGUAUGCCGCUGGACAACGUAGUUUUGUUCAACAAGCCAGCCCGCAAGAUAUAUUUCCGUUUACCCUCCCCCCCCUCCAGUGUACCUGACCAAGGACACAAACGUUCCCGAUUACAAUCAGCUGCCGGAGUCCACCUUUCUGAACUUGGACGCUGCAGCUCUCCAUCUCUCGGCAUUGCCGAAGGGGAUUGUCACGUCGGUCACCGAUAACGCAGUCUUUAGCGAUGAAUGGAUGUGGCAAUUGCAUGCUCGGAUGAAAAAUGCACCAUACUAGCGGUUCUACCUGGUGCACGGCCCACGGCGGCUGUUUACAGUGCAAGGCACGAACACCGGCACGCAACAGCUGUCGAACAAACCAACCAUCCAAGUUUGCAAGAUUUGGUAAUCGAUAAAGAUAUAUGCGCAAUAUUCGGCUUACAAGGUCCGAAUGAAAACGAGG